Myripristis murdjan (pinecone soldierfish) is the source of this 1720-nucleotide messenger RNA. RefSeq names its product RAP1A, member of RAS oncogene family a (gene rap1aa). Gene Ontology annotation, molecular function: GTPase activity; GTP binding. The coding region runs from base 374 to 931 and encodes 185 amino acids. Gene Ontology annotation, cellular component: membrane. The transcript is spliced from 10 exons. Lineage: Eukaryota; Metazoa; Chordata; Actinopteri; Holocentriformes; Holocentridae. The record is from RefSeq and is a predicted model, not a curated record. Gene Ontology annotation, biological process: Rap protein signal transduction.
CCUAAGUGUGGGAGAUGUUUGAAAUUAAGAGGUUUAAGUUGUACCUUAACCUGGAUAGCUCUGAUAGGCUGAUGGCGAUCCAAUCAAUAGCCACAGCUCCGACCCUUCCGUACAUUCACUCAGUGUGAUUUAGCGCACACAUAGCGGAACACGUAUUUGGUGUAGCCUAGCUUAUUGGCUCCCAACACCCCCUCAGCACCUGCCCGCUGACAUCAGUGUACUUGAGGAUCUGCUGGCCCCCCCUCGCCAGAUGUAGAGGGAGUUGUCAUCUGCUGCAGCCGUGUACACGCUCAUGAACACAUACAGAGGUGUACCUGUUCAAAGGGACAUGUUCUAACAAGACCCUUGUGCUGUCCAGUGAAGUUACCCCACCAUGCGUGAAUACAAGCUAGUGGUGCUGGGAUCAGGAGGUGUGGGAAAAUCAGCACUGACAGUCCAAUUUGUGCAAGGCAUUUUUGUGGAAAAGUAUGACCCCACAAUAGAGGAUUCUUACAGAAAGCAAGUCGAGGUCGAUGGCCAGCAGUGUAUGCUUGAAAUCCUGGACACAGCCGGAACAGAACAGUUCACGGCUAUGAGGGACCUGUACAUGAAGAAUGGCCAGGGCUUUGCCUUGGUGUACUCCAUUACAGCGCAGUCGACAUUUAAUGACCUACAGGACCUCCGGGAACAGAUCCUGCGAGUAAAGGACACUGAGGAUGUUCCCAUGAUACUGGUGGGAAACAAGUGUGACCUGGAGGACGAGCGAGUGGUUGGCAAGGAGCAGGGCCAGAACCUGGCCCGUCAGUGGAACAACUGUGCCUUUUUAGAGACUUCAGCUAAAUCAAAGAUCAAUGUUAAUGAGAUUUUCUACGACCUGGUGCGACAGAUCAACAGGAAAACGCCGAUGGAAAAGAAGAAGGCAAAAAAGAAGUCAAAUUGCACACUGCUCUAAAAUGCCCUCCCACAGCAGCUCCAGGCCAGAAACCUGUAACGAUUAACUGUUGCCCAGUUGGAACGUGCCAGCAUUCCAAGCCCUCUCCAGAACAUUUUGAAAAGGCUGACAGAUUCUUCAACACUCUUGAAAUCGGAGGAGAUGGCACAUACUUUCAAGAUAUUCUCUGCUUUUAAUGGCAAAGGAGUCCACCUGUUUCUUUUCUUUUUCUCUUCUUUUUUCGCCAUUGUCAGCCUUGUGUGAUGACAACUGUUAUUUGUUUUCUUUUCUAAGAUGUCUUUCUUUUGGAGAUAUCAGUUUAAAAGAAAAGAGACCAUGGGUGUAAAUCCGUAUAUGGGAACUAAACUGUUUUAUUGAAAGUAACAGAAAUCUUUGGCAUAUUGUGACUAUACGUUUGCAAAAGAAACCAUGUGAAAUGUUGGCCUUCGCAUACCUUUCUGCACUAACGGUGUCAACAGAAAUGCAUCAUUGUCCAUAAGUUUCUUGCUCCUACUUACAAGGAUGUGUAUUCAUGAGAUAACAUCUUUCCUAAGUGACUUUGUUUUAUAUUGAGAGCUGCAAGGCUUUCAUAUUUCCCAUAAUAUAUUCUAAUUCCAUUUUUGCAUAAUGAAGCUAAGGAAAUUAGUAUUUUAUAGACUGAUGGGGGAAAUGACGCAUUUUGAUUUCUGUGUCUUGAGGCUGAAAAUAUAUUGUACUAAACCAACUCUAAUAUUGCUUCUUGUGUUACCCUGUCACAAAUGAUUUUCCAGCUUUUAUGAAUGAUUAAAUUUUAGUACAUUUUCAUUAUUA